Saccharomyces kudriavzevii IFO 1802 is the source of this 291-nucleotide messenger RNA. RefSeq lists its product as uncharacterized. Lineage: Eukaryota; Fungi; Ascomycota; Saccharomycetes; Saccharomycetales; Saccharomycetaceae. Bases 1 to 291 code for a protein of 96 amino acids. The transcript has a single exon. The record is from RefSeq and is a predicted model, not a curated record.
AUGGCAGUUAGCGAUAAUAGUACCAGUCGUACGCAACGUACUCAAAAUAUAGAAGAAUUAGAGAAGAAGUUGGGCGAUAAUCCAAAAAUUGCUUUAAAGGGGGGAGGAAAGACGAAGUUAAUGGAUUUUGAACAACUGCGCAAGCCCCAUUGCGUAAAGCCUAGUGCAAGACCUCCAGUAGAAAAUACUGCUGGUGGUUUAUUGAGAGCAGGUGGUCACAGGCCUCAGCUAAGUGAUGAAGAGGUUUCUAAAAGACGCUAUGAGAAUUCUGGUGAACAAGAAGAUCAUUAA